Molecule: messenger RNA, 1419 nt
Organism: Schizophyllum commune H4-8
Lineage: Eukaryota; Fungi; Basidiomycota; Agaricomycetes; Agaricales; Schizophyllaceae
Product: glycoside hydrolase family 43 protein
Exons: 10
Coding region: 52-1146 (364 amino acids)
Biological process (GO): carbohydrate metabolic process
Molecular function (GO): hydrolase activity, hydrolyzing O-glycosyl compounds
Source: RefSeq, a predicted model, not a curated record
UGAAUGUCUAUCGCUUGAUGAAUUCAAACACACCGUCUCUAGGAACGCCCGAUGACCACGAAGCGGUCGCGUUCGCGGUCUUCAGUGGGACACCCACAGACGGUUAAAAGGACGGCAUUCGGAUGCAGAGCGGCCACGGUCCAGGCGGCCUUCGCUGGCGCCCCAGCUGUGAGGCAAUCCGCGACAUACACGAACCCGAUCAUUGACGGCAACCAUGCAGACCCGUGGAUCACCUACUUCAACGACUCGUACUACUUCAUCACAUCCGAGGGCACCGAAAACGUCUCAAUCUACAAGUCCAACACCCUCGAUGACUUCCACAACUCGGAGGCUGUUGUCGUGUGGACUUUCGGUAACCCAGACCUGGGCGAUGUGUGGGCGCCUGAGCUGCACAGAAUCGACGAUCAGUGGUACAUCUACUGCGCCCUGCCUGACGGACCGGACGACGCGGACCGUCGGAUGCACGUCCUGAAGGGCAGUGACCCCAACGAUCCCCUCCAGCCAUUCGAGGAGAUUGGCAAGAUCGGCACGCCGGACGAAAACUACGCGAUUGAUGGCACUGUCCUCCAGAACUACAACGGCAAGAACUACUUCAUCUGGUCUGGGAAGGAGAGUCCUGAGACGGGUACUGUGCAGUACAUCUACAUCGCUGAGAUGGACUCGCCCUCGAGCGUCAUCGGCGAGCGUGUUACGAUUCACUCCCCCUACAACCUAGACGGCUCGAAGAAGGAGUGGCAGUGGGCCUCUAACGGCUACGGCGUCAACGAGGGCCCGGAGGUUCUGCAGCGCGGUGACAACACCUACGUCGUGUUCUCUACCUGCGGCUCGUGGGACCCGUGCUACAACCUCGCAAUCAUGGGGUUGAACGGCACCGACCUCGACCCGCUCAACCCCGACUCGUGGUGGGCGAACGACGAGGCGCCCGUUAUGCAGUCGAGCGACGUGACCGUCGGCGUUGGGCACGCGAUGUUCCUUCCUGACCGGGCUGGCGACAACUUCAUCGUCUACCACGGCUGGGGCGCGAACGACAGUGCUGGCUGGGGCUCUCGCACGGCACGUGCAGAGCGCUUCACCUUCGCCGAGGACAACUCGCCCAUCUUCCCGGUGCCAGUUGGCACCGGCGUUGAGCUGCCCGCUGCUGCGUAAAGCGAUACUGGUGCAUGCGGACUGCGUGGUACCAUGGUAUCAACUGAAUGCUGCACGAAUGGUACCUUGAGGGACACUACCGCAUCUGUAGCUUACGCCUCUCUUUCGAAUGUAAUGCGACUCGCGCUGUUUCAACCAGACCACUCACACUCGCCAGGCCGGGAUGCUCGUUGAUUGCACUGGUGGUCUUUUGGAUGAGGCGGGCGUCGAGAGCCAGUCACCGCGACGGGACAAGGGGAACGGGUCCUGACCUUGGCGUUCAUGAUUGUGGAG